ACAAUAACAGGCGCACACAUUAAACUACGUAAUUGUGAAAACAUUAUUUUAUGCUUCCCAUUACGGUCGUAUGUAAAUUUGUAGCACAUUGACCGAGUGCAAGUACUUCGGUCUUUCCAGCAAGGGAAACUGCUUAUCGCAUCGCAACUAGCUCACUGUAUUUUAUCAGGAAAUGCGAUGUUUUUGUUCUAUCGCCACUCGUUUCUUCAUCGUCCUCAGUUACUCCACGUAUCAGAGGCGCAUGAGCGGCCAUUUGACUUGACGGAUUGUCCUGCUGAAUGCCUGUGCGAUCAAGUUCAACCAGAGUCCUUCCAUUUCAAUAAUAAAACCACCUUCACAGUACGUCGAGAUGCAGUAAGGCUGGACAGCGACGGUAUGUCUCUUCAUGCGCUUUGCAUGAUUAGACAGAGCAGUGGGUUUAAAAAUGUCGAAGAUUAUUUGCCGUCAGACACGGCAGUACUCAAAAUAGUCUACGCAUCCCAAACCGAACAAUACCAAUUGAAUGCAUCCAGCCUUGCCCGCUUCACGCAUCUGCGUGAGUUACACGUGCAAUCGCUGAAGUCACAACUGCUUCGUUUCUCACUGGAUGGUGUCCUUCCCGUGGAGCGGUUACAUCUGGAAGCUUUGGAGCUCAUUCGCACUGAACCGCCAACCGUUCUCGACCGCAUGGCACCAUCUUUGGCUGAGAUGGGUCUGUCGCCUAUUGGAAAUGGCAAUGUAAACGAAGCCUACCAGAUCGCCCGCGAGGACGAAGAGCCAACGAAUGGUGAUGUCGGUGGAGCCGACUCCCUAACCGAGACGUUUGAGCUUGAAAUCGUUCCGUACGAGGUGUACAAGCGAGACUUGGCCAGCACGAGCAAUGUUUCGUUCUACGGUUUUACCAACCUGACAGCCCUGGCAAUCCACGACUGCCAGCUGGAAUCGCUGCAUCCCGACUUUCUGUAUGGCCUGGAGCGGUUACAACGGCUUUCGUUGCAGCACAACAACCUGAAGGUGUUGCCACCGUUCGCGUUCUAUGGUGCACCCAACUUGGGGCUUUUAUCACUCGCUGGAAACCGAUUGCUGGAGGUUAGCUACUACUCGCUUGCCGGACUGCUCGAGCUUCAGGUACUCGAUCUAUCUGCCAACAACAUCUCAAGGGUGUCGGAGCUGACUUUCCCACCGUUCCCGAAGCUUUCCAAGCUCGACUUGCGUCAGAACCCGAUCGAGUACGUUUUCGACAGUUCGUUCGCCAUUGCUAACAUGACACGGUCGCUGUUCAUCGGCAGCGACAUGGUCGGAUUGCAGAUCGCAACUCCCAAACCAUUCCAAGGAUUGGCCCAGAUGGAGCUGCUCGAGAUCCGCAACCUGCAGAUGCCCGCUCUCCAUCAGUACCUGUUCCGCGGACUCCGAACCCUUCGCACACUCCGGCUGGUGCAGGGCAAUAUUUCCUUCGUUGAGUACGACAGCUUCGCUGAAAUGAAGAAUCUCACCGAGCUGUACGCAUCCCGCUGUGCCAUCGGGGCUGUCUCGAUGGACGCGUUUUUCGGGGUAAAGCGUCUACGCAUCAUCGAUCUGUCGUAUAAUCAACUUGCUGAACUUCCGGUCGGGCUGUUCGAUGAACAGCUGCAGUUGCUUGAGUUGUAUCUCCAUGGCAACCGAUUAACGCAGUUGCCUACUGAUUUCUUCCGACGUUUAACUCCGGGGGUGCAGAUUGUGCGGCUGAUCGAGAACCCCUGGCAGUGUUCCUGCACUAUGGGUCAGUGGCGCCAGGCUGCCACUAAUCGGCUGCGGGUAUCGGCACCUUCUGAAGGCGCCUUUCCUUCUUACGUGUACAGUAACAAACUAACGCCAAGAUGCAGCGAACCUUCGCAAGGGAUUAACAACCGCAGUGUGUACUACGUGAUCCGCAAGAACCUGCACUGCCAUGACAACGCUGAUGACACAAGCAAAGUGGCUCAUCGCAUCAGUGAAAUGAACCGUCGGAAGCAGCAGGCACUUCUACUUAAACGCCAAGAAGCCGCUGCUGGAGGAUCGACCAUUCGUGAGACGCUCCAACCGAUUGCGCAACCGUCCUUUGAAAAUCCGAUUCCGAUGCAUGGUACGUACGAGGCUGCCUAUGCGCACCUGCGUUCGGAACAGUCCCUGCUGUAUCAACAGAAGCGGCAGCGGCUGCAAAAAAAAUUGGCCCAUAGACAACGCUACGUGGGAACCAUUCCACAGCAUCCACUUAUUAGCAAUGAGAUAGAAAUCUAGCCAACUAUGUUUUUAAGGGUUAUUGAUCCAUAGCUUAAUUUGUUCUUUAGUGGGCAUCGACGGUUCAAUGAGCGAACAAU
This is a messenger RNA of Anopheles nili, 2315 nucleotides long. RefSeq names its product insulin-like growth factor-binding protein complex acid labile subunit. The record is from RefSeq and is a predicted model, not a curated record. Gene Ontology annotation, cellular component: extracellular matrix. Gene Ontology annotation, molecular function: protein binding. NCBI's taxonomy places the organism in Eukaryota, Metazoa, Arthropoda, Insecta, Diptera, Culicidae. The transcript has 3 exons. Bases 178 to 2235 code for a protein of 685 amino acids.